GCACACACUCAGCGGAGGGAACGUUGUGGAGUACAGUACCAUGCGAGGAGAGGACGCCUGCUGACAGAAAGACGCACGGCUGUGGAUAUUGGUCUUCCCUCACCUUUUGGAUAAACUUGGGAGAUUGGAAAACCGCUUCCCCUGGACGCUUUUGACGCACAGCAACAAGGAGCUACUGAGAACUCCCCUGGAGUGGAGGAUUUAUUUGUGUUUUAGAGAUUUUUUUUUCUCUCCUGCACCUUUUGUUUACCUCGGUGUAAAUACUUCGGAAUAAGAAGCUGCGUUGUUGGCUGGUGACGCGGCUGCCCUGGAGAAACGAGAAGGAUGGCAGCCUGGUUCACCUUUACCAUCGCAUUCAGCACCACGUUGAUAUCACAGGUUUUCGGAUCCGGAGUUUUUGAGCUUGAUCUCCACGAAUUUAAAAAUCACAAAGGUUUGCUGGCAAACGGGAACGCGUGCAAACCCAACUGCAGGACUUAUUUCAGAAUUUGCUUGAAGAACUAUCAGGCUGUGGUCUCGCCAGGUGACUGCAUCUUUGGAAGUACAAUGACACCAGUGCUGGGGACAAACUCUUUCAGCGCCAAGGACAGGGGCACUUUACCUAGACCCAUUCAGAUACCGUUCAACUUUGGCUGGCCGGGGUCAUUUUCAUUAAUAAUUGAAGCCUGGCAUUCACCUUAUGGAAAUCUACCUGUAGACACCAGCAACCCAGACUUUCUGAUUAGCUUUUUCGCCAUCCAGAGACAGCUGGGUGUCGGAACCGACUGGUCUCAGGACACGCAGACCGGGAAGCAAACAGAGCUGAGGUAUUCCUACCGGUUCAUCUGCAACGAAAGUUACUACGGGGAAAGUUGCUCCAAAAAGUGCACGCCCAGGGACGACCGAUUUGGCCACUACACCUGCACCAGAGAUGGGCAGCUAUCCUGCCUGCCCGGCUGGAAGGGGAAAUACUGCGAAGAACCGAUCUGUCUGGAGGGCUGCAGCGAGAGGAACGGAAACUGCUCCAGACCUGGAGAGUGUGUCUGCAGAGACGGCUGGCAGGGCACCUUCUGCGACGAGUGUAAGAAGUACCCGGCCUGCAAGCACGGCACCUGCCAGCUGCCGUGGCAGUGCAACUGCCAGGAGGGCUGGGGAGGCCUAUUAUGUGACCAAGACCUGAACUUCUGCACCCACCACCAUCCCUGCGUGAACGGCGCCACCUGCAUGAACACCGGCCAGGGCAGCUACACCUGCACCUGCCUGCCCGGCUUCACCGGGGUCAACUGCGAGCUGGAGAUGCAGGAGUGCGACAGCAACCCCUGCAGGAACGGAGGCAUCUGCACCAACCUGGAGAGCGGCUACAUGUGCACGUGUCCCCAGGGCUUCGAGGGCUCCCACUGCGAGCACAGCCUGCUGACGUGCGCCGACUCGCCCUGCUUCCACAGCGGCAAGUGCUGGGAGAAGGACAAUGGCCGCAGCUACAUGUGCGAGUGUCCCCGCAGCUACACCGGACUCAACUGCGAGAAGAGAGUGGACAAGUGCACGUCGCUUCCCUGCGCUAAUGGUGGCCUGUGUUUGAUCCACGGCGGCAUGCGCAUGUGCAGCUGCCGCGCAGGAUUUACCGGCCAGCGCUGCGAAAUCAACAUCAACGAAUGCGCCGGCAGCCCCUGCCUCAACGGGGGCACCUGCCAGGACCGCAUCAACGACUACACCUGCGCCUGUCCUUCGGGUUACGGCGGCCGCAACUGCGACCGGAUCCUGGACGAGUGCUCCCUGCGGCCCUGCCUCAACGGGGGCCUCUGCACCGGAGGCGGCGGGCCGGGGAAGCCUCCCGCCACCUGCAUCUGCCCCUUUGGCUUCACCGGACCCCGAUGCGACUUCUUCGCCACCGUCACCACGGAGGGGAGCGUGGACGGUCAGGACGGCUUCCAGUGGGCGGCGGUGUCCCUGGCGGUGGGGCUGGUGGCGCUGCUGGUGCUGCUGUGCAUGGUGGGCCUGGCUCUGAGGCACAUCCACCGGCAGGCCCAGAGGCAGCGGGGAGAGUCGGAGACUAUGAACAACUUGUCCAACGUUCAGAGGGACAACCUGAUCCCGGCGUCGCAGCUGAAAAACACCAACCAGAAAGUCAGCCUGGAGGUGGACUGCGACACGGAGAAAUCAAACUUUAUCCAUAAAAACUAUCACUUGGACUCUUACAACUCCAAAGAGUUCAAGGACGAAAAGUCGCAAGAGGAUAAAAGUCUUAUUUACGACAAGUGUUUAGAAGAUAAAAUGCCCUUGAGUAGAAUGUACAGUGAAAAGCCAGAGUGUAGGAUAUCUACGAUAUGUUCCUCCAGAGACUCCAUGUACCAGUCGGUAUUCGUUAUAGCAGAGGAGAGGAGGGAGUGCGUCAUAGCGACUGAGGUAUAAGCUGUGAGGGGUCAGAAGGCAGAGGAACGAGGAAAAAAGGACACAAUCGAGGCAGAAUCGAAUAUUCUGGAUUGUUUACAAAUGCUGAGAAGAGACUGGAGAUCGUGUUCGAUGUUCACUGCUGCUCUGGAACACUUGAGAACUGGAGCGGGCCGGAAAGCCGCCGCUCCACGGACAGAAACAGAACAGAAACUUUAUGUUGACCAAGUGUUUGUAUGCAAAGCCCUGUACAGUGAAGGACCUCUCUCAGUUGUGACAAUGGACUUGGCAAACGGACUGACGACGCGAGGUGUGAAGAGACUGAAAUAUUAAUUUAUAAUCUGGGCCAUCCUGGACAGUGGAAGGAGAUGAAGGCGGAUCUUUGCCCCUCGUAUGUGACCCGGCCUUGUGCGAUAAUCAUGACUCUGACAGCCAACCAAUCAGUAAAAGAGAGAGAGAGAAAAAAAAGGUGCCUAAGAUUUGAACCCCUCCAAAUCUCUCCCCGCCCACACUCACUCCUGCCAGCUUCGCCUGCUAUGCAAGACUCAGGGUCGAGAUGAGUGAACUCACCCGCUGUCACAAUCCAACCUCACCAACGCUGAGAGUUAUGAAUGUCUGAAACCAGUCUUCAGCCGUCAAUCACGUGGAAAGCGACCGGUUGUGGACUCGUCGAUGCAAAGGGUGGAGAUUGUAUGCAGCCCAAAUUCACUAGAAGCCUUAAAAAAAAAAAGAGAGAGAGAGAUAAAAAAAAAAAAGAAGAGGGGGUUUGAAAUUUGUGCCCUUGUCUGUUCUUGGAUCAUUUGCACUACAAAAACAAACGGAAAAAAUUUUUAAUCAACAGGGAUCUGAGGAGAAAAAAAACCACAGGAGCGCAACAGUCAGUGCAGUGCCAGCAAGAUCCAAGAGAAAGGAAACGUGGGAAGAAGAAAAAAAAGUGUUUUUUUAUGCAACCCAACCGAGAAACACAAAGAGACUCGAAACAAGGAGAAAAGACUGUCACACCACUGCCUGCCUAUAAUAAAUUUCAAAAAAGUACAGAACCAAUAAUGUAAUUUUUUAAAAUGAUUAUUUCCAGAGUUUAAUUUAAAUAUGACACACUGCUCUUUAUAUGUUUUUAUAAUAUUAUUUUGUAUAUAAUGCAUAUUUAUAAGGACCAAACUUCUGAAGAAUAAAACUUCAUUGAAAACUG
Messenger RNA from Stegastes partitus (bicolor damselfish), 3556 nucleotides. RefSeq names its product delta-like 4 (Drosophila) (gene dll4). The record is from RefSeq and is a predicted model, not a curated record. NCBI's taxonomy places the organism in Eukaryota, Metazoa, Chordata, Actinopteri, Pomacentridae. The transcript is spliced from 11 exons. Bases 325 to 2388 code for a protein of 687 amino acids. Gene Ontology annotation, molecular function: calcium ion binding. Gene Ontology annotation, cellular component: membrane. Gene Ontology annotation, biological process: Notch signaling pathway; cell communication; multicellular organism development.